GGAAGUGAAAACAACUAACUUUCGUUUCCUUCGCGAAACUUUUAUAUAUACCUGCCCCGCUGUACGCCGGAAAGAGGAACCAAUAACUUGAGAGUCUGAGAGUGACACUGAGACAGAGGUGGCGUCUGUUUUCUGUCGCUCAGGUGGACAGACUUUUCAUUCCGGUGUCCGCGAGGAGCCCCACGCAGCAAGAACGAUGGAGGCAAGUGAUGGAGAAGAGCAUAUCAGAGAUGCUGAUCGUGUUGUAGCACCUCCCAAUGGCGGCAUGAACGAACUGCUAAAUGUGGGGCAAGAAGACAACAUCCAGGGCCAGAUGGAGGAGUUUCUGGGUCCACAGGCAGAGUACAAUGAGGAGGAAGAGGAGAGGAAAUACUACAGGAGGAAGAGGCUGGGUGUCAUCAAGAAUGUUCUUGCAGCCAGUGUGGGAGCCAUGAUUGUGUACAGUGUAUAUAUGGGCCUUCUGCAAAUGCAGCUGAUCCUCCAUUAUGACAUGACCUACCGUGAGGUGAAGUACAGCAACCUUGGCCUGGAGGACAUCGACCGCAAGAUGUUAAUGGGCAUUAACGUCACGCCCAUUAUAGGCCUGCUGUACACCCCUGUUCUCAUCAGGUUUCUAGGUACUAAGUGGAUGAUGUUCCUGGCUUCAGGAAUCUACGCACUCUUCGUCUCAACCAAUUACUGGGAGCGUUACUACACCUUGGUUCCAUCAGCAGUAGCUAUAGGUGUAGCCAUUGUGCCGUUUUGGGCUUCCUUGGGAAAUUACAUUACUAGGAUGGCGCAGCAGUACUACGAGUAUGUCAACUACAAGGAAGAGCAUGUGCAGGAGCAGAAGAAGCUUCCUAAAGGAGCGUGCCACAGCUACAUCAUCAUCUUCCACUCAGUUUUCCACAUUAUCUUCCAUCUGAGUUUUGUCUUCGCGGAGUUCCCAAUGCGUCUUGUCCUCAACGACUACCUGCAUGAAAGCAACCACAUUCUAUGCAAUGUCAAAACCUGUGGCGCAGCAGUCAGUGGAGUGAUCCCUGGCUUCAACACCACUGUGCUGACCAGACUGCCACGCUCCAUGCUGCUCAUCCAGGUGGAGAGUGUCCUCAUGGGUUUUGCCUUCCUGGGCAUGAUUAUUUUCCUUGUGCUGUGUGGCGCUGCCUACCGGCCAACAGAGGAGAUCGACCUUCGCAGCAUAGGCUGGGGAAACAUCUUCCAGCUGCCUUUCAAACACCUGAGGGACUACCGCCUGAGACUGCUCUGCCCUUUCUUUAUUUACAGUGGCUUUGAAGUGUUGUUUGCCGUCACCGGAUUCUCUCUGUCCUAUGGUGUCUGCAUUUUGGGUCUGAAAUCUCUGUGGCUCCUUAUAGUCGUCUACGGCCUCUCCUGCUCUGUCUUUUCCUCACUCUCCCUCUGCAUACUACGCCUCCCACGCUGGCUGUGUCUGAUGAGCGGCGCUGCUGUGCAUUUUGUGUUGCUGGUGGCCCUCCUGGCGUGGUCCCUACAUAUUAAAGAACCUCCAAUAAAGGGCACAUGGUAUCUGGGCCCUCUGAUUGUGAUCACUGUGCUGUGGGGUCUUGGCACUGCCUUAAACAAGACGGGCGUCAGCACUCUGAUUGGUAUGCUGUAUGCUGAAGAAAAAGAACGUCUGGACUUUGUGUACACCAUCUAUCACUGGUGGCAGGCCAUCGCCAUCUUCAUAGUCUACCUCUGGUCCAACAUGCCUAUGAGGGCCAAACUCUCCAUCCUUUUGGCCACUUUACUGGUGGCCUGCUACUGCUAUUGGGUGAUGGAGCAUCGGCUGGCCAGGGACGUGCGGCCCAGACUGCCUCGUAUCCCUCGGCCACGGCACAAGGUCAAGGGCUACCGCUACCUGGAAGAGGACAACUCAGAUGAGUCAGACUCCGAGAGAAGUGAGGAGGAUGAGGAGGAGAAGGAGGAGGACGAAGACCAUGUGGCAGAAGAGAUAGAAGCAGAGGACAGGGAGGAAGGGGGCCAAGUGGGAGGGGCCCAGGGAGCUGACUCACCCAGAGCCAGGAGGAGAGGGGUGGAGGGUCACCGCUACAAACAGGACAAAGAGGACGCCCAUGUGAAGGAGGGAGAGAGGGACGAGCGCUAGAGAGGGUGAGAGAAAAGGAAAGGGAGAGAGGAGGGGAGAUGGAUGCUGUUGUGUUGAUGAUUCCAUUCAUUUUUUUAACAGAUAUUUAUACUUAACAUAAUCCUUUCAUACCACACUAAACAAAAAUAUUUAUAGAGCUUUAAUUUAAAAGGCUUGAAUUACAAGUUCAGCUAUAAUUACAACAGUCAUCCAGAUGAAAAGGCAGAGAAACUGGAAGAACUACACAGCUAUUUAACAACAGGCACAGCAGUCUCAAAGGGUAGCAUACACUGGAUACAACAAGAAUACUUGUUUUUCUUUUGCCGCACAGCAUGUGGCUCACAUUUACCAAAUGUACCCAUAACUGCAGAGGAGAUUGUAGCUGCUUUUGUGCUUCAUCAUUCAACAAACUUUGUAAUAUAAACUGGUUCCAUUUAAAAAGAGCCCAUCUCUACAAAGAAAGAACUGCAAGUGACAGAAAAAGAAAUGAGGAAUUGAUUUUCUAUCUUGAAUCACAGGUUGAAGUGUGUUUUGAUGGAGUCAUUUUUAGAGAGCCUGCAUAAUCCUGCUGGAUGUGAACAGCAUCAACAGCCUCAGUUAUAUAGUUGUUCCUCUGCCUUUGUUUACCUUCCACCCCUUAAUCUAUGCAUAUUUGUUGGAGACAACAACCUAACUCAAGAUAGUAUCAAAAGCUCAGAUAUGUGUCACUUUCCUGAUGUGUCCGCUGGGAGGAGUUAAAUUCAACUUUUGCAAAAGUUAAAGAUGAAUGUAUGAAUAUAUGUUUAUGCUUUAGUGUAAUUCAGUGUGCAGCAGGUUUGGGCAUCAGUCAUGUUUGGUCGAUGCCAGGAACAGUGGGGUAUUAUUACUAAUAUGGGUUGUCUCAAAUGUUUUCAUGUACCACAACAGUAAACAGGUCUAGGAGUGUUGAGCCAUGCUAAUGGCUCUACUUCAGAGCAGUGCUGUAAAUGCUAAUGUUAGCUCACAGUAACAAUGUUAACAUGCUGAUGUUAAGCAGGAAUGGAGAGCCAAGGUGAAACUGAAACUUCUGGAUUAAGUUCCUGUAUUGAGAAAACUUUAUUCAAAAUCACAUUGACAUUUGCUAAACAUCCAGCCAUGGAACACAGCCUUUCUCAGCUGUAUGUUGUGUGGCUUGAUUCAUGUGUUUAGGUAAGGAUAGUAGUUUUUUAACAAAUUCUUUUAGAUCUAAUAUUGUUAAUAAUUUUUUUAGCCUUUAACAAACACCAUUUCCCAUAACCCUCAACAGAAAAGACAAGUCCAUGAAUGAGUUCAGGGAUUACAACAUGUUUGCAAUAACAACAGGACAGUUUGAAUGCUGUACAUACACAGAUUACAGCUAGAAAGCAUGAAAACAUUUGUUAAAUCACAAAUGUUUUCAUUUCUUGCCAGAUGGUGAUUUAUUUUUAAAUAUGGAAAGAAACGCUGAAUGACAGACUGCACUGAGGUACAGAAGAUAGUGGAACAGAGGCUAGCCCAGACUGAUGCCAAGACUUUGGCUUUCUAUAAUGUUAACCAUGUUCACCAUCUUAAUUGAAUAUGUUAGUAGGCUAACAUUUGCUAGUUGGCACUAAACAGAAAGUACACCCAAGGCUGAAGGGAAUGUCAUUAGUUUUGCAGGUGUUUGGGGACCAUAAAUGUUUGAACAUAAUUUCAUGGCAAUCAAACAGAUUUUUAGAUAUUUCAGUCUUGAACAAAGUGGCAGACUGACCAGCACUGCCAUCCCUGGUGUCACACCUCUAGCGUGACUAAAAAAGAGAAGGACCUCACCAUUUAGCACAGAAGUUGUCACAACAAACAUGUCAUGAAGCUGCACACUUAUCACUCUGUCCACAUGACUUCCAAAGAGUAUUGUAAAAUUUGUGUUUAUUUAAGGCUUUAUAAGUAUUAAACUGUUUUAUAUACUAUACAGUUAUUAGAUAUCUAAUUUUUCAUGAUGCUUUAUUUUAUUUUUAACAGCUUUAUUUGCACUGAAUCCAACAGGCUUCCAACAGGCCAUUUUCUCCAAAAGAUAUUUUGACUCGUCCCAGUAGAAAAAUCAUAGAUGCGAAUAACAAAAUCAGCAAUGGCUGAAUUCCAUGUAGCUGCUUCAGUUUCAGGGUCCUGGCUCACUGCCUCACUGCCUCACUGUCAUGACAUGGACACCUGAAUGAGACAGGACCACUGUUAAUGUUAUUAGUGACACCUGCGCUUUUGCUUUGGAGACACAGCAAAAUGUCUAUGGGCUGUCUAAUCAUGACAAGUUGGUCUGGGGACCUGCUGUUGGCUGACACGGUGUUUGGCUGAGGGAAUUUUGAGUUGUCAUCACUGAUGACUGUCACUUCAUUCCCUGGCAUCACUUUUGUCUUAUUUUUAGUUUCUGAAGUUAUGUCAUGUUCAGUUAAAAUACCCUGAUUUACCUGACUUCAGGACAGCAAGCUGUCACACUUUGACACUGAUGGUCUGAUAUUUAACAUAUUUUUGUAUCAUGCAAAUUUUUGUAGGUACUCUGCAAAGACAUUAGGGUUGAUUAGAGUUACUUAACCUCUGGUUUAUUCUGUUACAAUAACCACUGUAUCAAUUUCUUUUUAAACCAGCUGUAGGAGAGAGGAAUAGCAUCUAUAUCCUAUGAUGGAUAUUUAACAUUUAAUUUUUUCAAUGCAAAUCACUCCUCUCUGUGAACGAAGCCAAAGGUACCUGAUGUUGCAUUGAUCCCUAUGACAUUGUUGUUUCUGUGUUGUGUUCACAGGAAUUCAUUUUGUACUUUACACCUGCAAAUGUAAUUAAAGACUGUGUUGAAGGUAA
Lates calcarifer (barramundi perch) is the source of this 4879-nucleotide messenger RNA. Its product is annotated as protein unc-93 homolog B1. Gene Ontology annotation, biological process: toll-like receptor 9 signaling pathway; toll-like receptor signaling pathway; intracellular protein transport. Bases 197 to 2101 code for a protein of 634 amino acids. The record is from RefSeq and is a predicted model, not a curated record. Gene Ontology annotation, molecular function: Toll-like receptor binding. Gene Ontology annotation, cellular component: endosome; lysosome. The transcript is spliced from 13 exons. Lineage: Eukaryota; Metazoa; Chordata; Actinopteri; Centropomidae.